Nothoprocta perdicaria is the source of this 10294-nucleotide messenger RNA. RefSeq names its product bromodomain PHD finger transcription factor (gene BPTF). NCBI's taxonomy places the organism in Eukaryota, Metazoa, Chordata, Aves, Tinamiformes, Tinamidae. The record is from RefSeq and is a predicted model, not a curated record. The transcript has 31 exons. Gene Ontology annotation, biological process: regulation of transcription by RNA polymerase II. Gene Ontology annotation, cellular component: NURF complex. Bases 1 to 9498 code for a protein of 3165 amino acids. Gene Ontology annotation, molecular function: RNA polymerase II cis-regulatory region sequence-specific DNA binding.
AUGCGGGGCCGGCGAGGCAGGCCGCCCAAGCAGCAGCAGGCGGCGGCGGCGGCCGGCGCUCAGGCGAGCUCCCCGGCUCCGCCCGCCCCGGCGGGCCCCAUUGGGGGGCUGCGCUCCCGGCAGCGGGGCAGCAGCCGCGGCAGGUGGGCGAGCUCGGCCCAGGCGGAGACGGCGGGGCCCAAGCAGAAGGGGGCCGGGGCUGCCCAGGCCUCUUCCUCGGCCUCCACCUCCCCCAGGGGGGGCAGCAAGAGGAAGGGAGGCAGCAGCGGCAGCAGCACCCCUGGUGGGGGAGGCAGCAGCGGUAAGGGCAGGGGCAGGGCCGGGGCUGGAGGAGCAGGGGGAGGAGGCGGAGGAGGCAGCUGCACCAGCCAAGGCAGGGCUGCCUCGUCCAGGAGGAGCAUCAGCAAAGUGGUGUACGACGAUCAUGAGAGCGAAGAGGAGGAGGAGAGCAUGGUGUCCGAGGAGGAAGAGGAGGGAGACCCCGAGGAUAACCAGGACUCUGAGGAGGAAGAAGAGGAGGAGAUCAUGGAGGAGGAGGACGACGACGACUCAGACUACCCCGAAGAGAUGGAGGACGAAGACGAUGCCAGUUAUUGCACUGAGAGCAGCUUCAGGAGCCACAGCACCUACAGCAGCACCCCAGGUAGGAGAAGACAAAGAGUGCAUCGUCCUCGAUCUCCAAUUUUGGAAGAAAAAGAUAUCCCACCUUUGGAGUUUCCUAAAUCCUCAGAGGACUUAAUGGUGCCUAGUGAGCAUAUAAUGAAUGUUAUUGCCAUCUAUGAGGUACUAAGGAACUUUGGCACUGUUUUACGCCUCUCUCCUUUUCGUUUUGAGGACUUCUGUGCUGCUCUGGUAAGUCAAGAGCAGUGCACACUUAUGGCAGAGAUGCAUAUAGUGCUUUUAAAAGCAGUUUUACGUGAAGAAGACACUUCAAAUACUACCUUUGGACCUGCUGACCUCAAAGAUAGCGUUAAUUCCACUUUGUAUUUCAUAGAUGGAAUGACGUGGCCAGAGGUUCUGCGAGUAUAUUGUGAGAGUGACAAGGAAUACCAUCAUGUUCUUCCUUAUCAAGAGACAGAGGACUAUCCUUAUGGACCAGUAGAGAAUAAAAUCAAAGUUCUGCAGUUCUUAGUGGAUCAGUUUCUUACAACAAACAUUGCUCGUGAAGAGUUAAUGUCAGAAGGUGUUAUCCAGUAUGAUGAUCACUGUAGGGUUUGUCACAAACUUGGGGAUUUGCUUUGCUGUGAAACUUGUUCGGCCGUGUACCAUUUAGAGUGUGUGAAACCGCCUCUCGAAGAGGUACCGGAGGAUGAAUGGCAAUGUGAAGUCUGCGUGGCACAUAAGGUGCCUGGAGUAACUGACUGUGUUGCUGAAAUCCAAAAAAAUAAACCAUACAUUCGGCAUGAACCCAUUGGAUACGACAGACAUAGAAGAAAAUAUUGGUUCCUGAACAGAAGAAUUAUUAUAGAGGAAGAUUCAGAAAGUGAGAAAGAUAAGAAAAUUUGGUACUAUAGCACAAAGAUACAGUUGGCAGAGUUGAUUGAAUGCCUAGACAAAGAUUACUGGGAAGCUGACCUAUGCAAAACUCUGGAAGAAAUGCGUGAGGAAAUCCAUCGGCACAUGGACGUGACAGAAGACCUCACUAAUAAAGCACGGGGCAAUAAUAAGUCCUUCCUUUCUGCAGCAAAUGAUGAAAUAAUGGAGAUUAUCAGAAUAAGAAAAGGAGAAGUUGGAGAAGUUAAAAGCAUAUCUGCCGAUGAAGCAGAAAAAGCCAGAAGUGAUGUUGAGGAUGGCCAGGCAGAUACUGAGAAAAGCAAGGAAGAAUCUGCAGAUCAGGAUAAAACUGAAGAAACAUCCACUGAGCAAGAUGAAGAAAAAGUGAGAACAGAAGAGGCAACAGUCGUUGGGGAUAAAAGUAACUGUGUGACAUCAAGCACUGACGACAACAACACAAAUCCUGCAGGAGACACUAGUUGCUCUGAAGGGAAGAAUGCAGUGGGGUGUCAGUCAGAAACCCUUGAUAGCAACAACGUGGCAGAGAAGAAGGUGGCAUCAGAGCUCCCUCAGGAACUCUCAGAGGAGACUGGUCAGAUGAUCUCUACCAACAGCAGUAGCGCAUCCACUGCACCUCUGCACUCAGAUUUUGAAAACAGCAACAGCAACGAGUUGAGCUCUCUGCAGAAUGACUCCUUUAAGACAUCUGAUGAUGCUGAAAAUGUGGAGAGGGGAUCUCAGGAUUCAGAGGACUUAGGAGAGAAAUCUAAUGGUGAAAGAAGUGACUCUCCAAGCACAGGAAGAGGUGCCCCAGGUUCAACACGAAUGCUCACAAGAUUACGAAAUCCGGAUAGCAAGUUGUGCCAGAUGAAAAAUCAGCAGAAUCAGCAGAAUCAGCAGAAUCAACAGGUUGCUACUGCAGCACAUGAAGCAAAUAAGUUGAAUAAAGAAAGCAAAGAGGUUCCCUCAACUGGUGGCCAGUUGGUAGUCAGCUCUCCAAGUGAUGUCUCCCGAAUGAAUCCAAAGAAGGAAAUAGUGCUGAAAGGAAAUAUGAACAAUUAUUUCAAAUUAGGACAAGAGGGGAAGUACCGUGUUUAUCAUAACCAAUAUGCCACUAAUUCAUUUGCAUUGAACAAGCACCAGCACAGGGAAGACCAUGACAAGAGGCGACAUCUCUCACACAAAUUCUGUCUGACUGCUGCUGGAGAGUUCAAGUGGAAUGGGUCUGUACACGGCUCCAGAGUUCUCACCAUAUCCACUUUGAGGCUAACUAUUAUUCAGCUAGAAAACAAUAUCCCGGCAUCGUUCCUUCACCCUAACUGGGCUUCCCACAGGUCCAACUGGAUUAAAGCUGUUCAGAUGUGCAGCAAACCUAGAGAAUUUGCACUUGCUCUGGCUAUAUUGGAAUGUGCAAUUAAACCGGUUGUCAUGCUGCCAAUCUGGCGAGAAUCCUUGGGACACACUAGAUUGCGCAGAAUGACAGCACUAGAAAGAGAAGAAAAGGAGAAAGUGAAAAAAAAAGAGAGAAAACAAGAAGAAGAAGAAACAAUGCAGCAAGCUACAUGGGUAAAAUAUACCUUUCCUGUCAAACAUCAGGUUUGGAAACAAAAAGGAGAGGAAUAUAGAGUAACUGGAUAUGGUGGUUGGAGCUGGAUUAGUAAAACACAUGUCCAUAGGUUUGUCCCCAAACUACCUGGAAAUACGAAUGCAAAUUACAGAAAGUUGCUACCAACAAAGAAUGAAGAUAUGAUUAUUGAAAAAUGUGAUUCGGAGAAAAGGAGAAAUCCAGUAAGGAUAAAAACAGAGAAAGAUAAAAUGAAGAAUUCUCGUGAUGUGCAAGCAAAGGACAAAGCAGAUAUUUCUGAAACUUUGAGGAAAGUAAAAGAAGAAAAAAAGUCAAAGGAAGAAAAAGUAGAAAGUGAUACGAAUUCUGAAAAUUUAGAUCAUGCAAAAGCUGAAAAAGAAACGGAUAGUGAAAAUGAUAAAGUUGUCAAGGAAGAACCUAUGGAUAUAGAUGAUAUGAAAAUUGAAUCCCCCCUAAAAGAUGAGGAUAGUCUUUGUAAACGGGAUAUCAUCAAUGUCAGUGAGGGAUUUCAUUUAAGGACUUGCUACAAAAGGAAAGUAAAAACAUCAAAAUUAGAUGGGCUCCUUGAGAGAAGAAUAAAACAAUUUACAUUGGAAGAAAAACAGCGUUUAGAAAGGAUGAAACUGGAGGCUAGUGCUAAAACUGGAGGCAUUCGAUCCAUAAGUCCCCAGAAGAUCAUAGAUGAGCUAAAAGCAGGAAAGAUAAAAGGAAGCCAGUUCGACCUGUCUCCUGAAGACAGAGCCUGUAUUGUAGAUAAGACCCAAACUGAAGAUGCAGAGCAGGACUGCUUGCCCAUCAGUAGCAUCUCUAAUGCCAAAAGCAGCGAGCUAGAGGAGCUGUCUUUGCCUUCAGCAGAUAGACUAUCAAAAGGAGAAGCCCAGCUGCUGGAUGAAGGCUCCCCUCAGGGCUCCGAAGGUGAAAGCUCGGGUCAGAAUGACAGUAAACAAAACAACUCCGAACCUAUGACUACUGAUAAAUGUCAAGAGCAAGAGCUCCUUAAAGACUGUGAGAGUUCCUUAGUGGACGGCUUGAAACAAGCAAAUGCAGGAAGUCAAAUGAAAUGGGAUGUUUCAGAAACAAGAGCGAAACAAAAAUUACCUAUUACCAGGGUAUCUAAGGAUGAAUGUGGAAAUAUACAGUCAGAGGUAUCUGAAAGCAGCUGUGGAAAAGAUGUUUUGGCUGUUCUUGAAAAAGCAGAAGGAAAUUCAGAACAGCAGAGCCACGACCCAGAAAACAACUGUAUGAUAAAAAGCCAUUCUGAACCAACAUCCUUUCAAGAAGGUGAAAUGGAGGAAAAAACAGUUCUGAGAGAGACUGAAGGUAAAUCUGAAAAUAAGGUUGUAUUUCACCCAAAAUCAGUUGGUAAAGACCUAGAAGCAUUUAAAACAGAACUAAUAUCUGAAAGAAGUCAUGGAAGUCAGACUCUGGAACACAUGGAGGCAGCAGAAUCUGAUGAGGAGUCACUGGACAGCAAACUAUCUGAAACUAAUGGUAAAAAGAAAGGUCAGAAAUUGAAAGUGGAGUCAAGUACAGUAAGCAGAUGUCCUGAUCAGACAAAUCUAAACAGUGUUACUGACAAAAAGAAUAAUAAAAACACAUCUGAGACAGACGUAGAAAAAAAAUCACCACUUCAGGUGAAUGGAAAAGACAAUGACGUUAAAAUGUUCUCAAAGGAUGAAUGUUUAGUUAAAGACACCCAUGAGACUACAGCAGGAAGUGAUAUUGAAUCAAAAGUUAAUAACAUUAGUAAAUCCAUCCCUGAGCAUGAAAUGAAACCAUUGACUCUUAAGGAGACCUCAGUAAAACCAUUUAUGAACGGUGACAUCGUGGUGGAAGACACAAACAAUAAAAAUAACGUGGACCCUAAGUCAUGUUUGCAGAGUUCUCUAGAGUGUGAAUCUGGAGAGACUCUUCAGCCACCACAUGAAGUUCCUGAGUAUGUGAAGAAAGCUGAAGAGAAGCAGCUUUCUCCUGAAAAAUCCACCUUUGCUAGCACUGCUUCCACACCGACACGUGCACUUGGUAAAGAAAACAGCCUAAGUGGCGAAACAGAGUCUAUGGAAACCGAAGUCACUGAAGAUAAGAAGGUUGUUCCAUCGCCUGUGACAUCCUGUGAGGAAUCCAGUUUGAGUAGUGACUUUGCUGAUCAGAAUGGUCUACAGACCUAUAAAGUGGAAGAUACUAAUGGAGAAAAUAAAGUUAAAACUAUUAUCACUGAAGUGACUACCACAACAUCAACUGUUUCUACAGAAUCUAAAACUGUGCUUAAAGUUGCAGAGUCUGUAGCUGCUAAUGAUGGAAAAACAGUGGUAUCAUCUACGGAAAACUGUGCCAUAUCUACUGUAACUACCACCACUACUGUUACUAAACUUACCACUCCAACUACGGACAGCAGUGUCGAUGUCAUUUCUGUACAGGAGCAUAGCAAAACAGUAGUUACAACAACAGUAACCGAUUCGCUGACCACAUCAGAAGGCACAUUGGUGACUUCCAUGACUGUCAGCAAAGAAUAUUCUACAAAAGACAAGGUGAAACUAAUGAAAUUUGCAAGACCCAAAAAAACUCGUUCUGGAACUGCCUUGCCUUCUUACAGAAAAUUUGUUACCAAAAGCAGCAAAAAAAGUAUAUUUGUUUUACCCAAUGAUGACUUGAAAAAGUUGGCGAGAAGAGGAGGGAUCAGAGAAGUUCCUUAUUUCAAUUACAAUGCAAAACCUGCCUUGGAUAUUUGGCCCUAUCCGUCUCCAAGACCAACCUUCGGAAUCACUUGGAGGUAUCGACUUCAAACAGUGAAAUCACUGGCUGGAGUGAGUCUUAUGUUGCGGUUACUGUGGGCAUGUCUCAAAUGGGAUGAUAUGGCUGCAAAAGCUCCACCUGGGGCAGGAACUACACGGACAGAAACAUCAGAGACUGAAAUUACAACAACAGAAAUAAUCAAGCGGAGAGAUGUUGGUCCUUAUGGAAUCCGGUCAGAAUACUGUAUAAGAAAAAUUGUGUGUCCCAUUGGUGUACCAGAGGCUCCAAAAGAAACUCCAACACCUCAGAGGAAGGGACUACGAUCAAGUGCACUAAGGCCAAAAAGACCUGAAACCCCCAAGCAAACAGGCCCUGUUAUCAUUGAAAGUUGGGUGGCUGAAGAGGAAUUGGAAUUAUGGGAGAUCAGGGCAUUUGCUGAAAGGGUGGAGAAAGAAAAGGCGCAGGCAGUUGAACAGCAGGCUAAGAAACGACUGGAACAGCAGAAGCAGAUACCUAUUGCAGGUGUGGCCACCGCAGUCACUACAGCCAGCAGUACUGCAACUACUGUCUCCACUCCACAGAAGGUUGUGGUAGGCCCUUUAGCGGGUCCGGUUCCUACUGGAACCAAAGUGGUGCUUACUACAAAAGUGGGUUCUCCAGCUACAGUAACAUUCCAACAGAACAAGAAUUUCCAUCAGACUUUUGCUACUUGGGUUAAACAAGGCCAAUCUUCAACAGGUGUUGUUCAAGUUCAGCAAAAGGUAUUGGGUAUCAUUCCAUCAACUACAGGUGCAAGUCAGACAUUUACUUCAUUCCAGCCAAGGACAGCAACUGUAACAAUUAGGCCAAAUACCACAGGGACUUUAGCAACAACAAGCACUUCACAAGUAGUGCAAGGAACAUCACUCCGCCCUGGUAUGACAGUAAUACGGACACCACUUCAGCAAUCUACACUUGGAAAGACUAUCAUUCGAACACCUCUAGUGGUGCAACAAGGUAUUCUUCCAGCCAGUCAGACACAGCAGGUAGUGACUCAGAUAAUCAGGGGUCAGCCUGUGUCAACAGCAGUUUCGGGUACUAGCACAGCUUCUUCGAGUCCUGGGCAGAAGACAGUGACGUCUCCUGGCACCUCCCCACAGCCCAUACAGCCCCAAACAGCAUCGCAGCCCCCUCGCCCUCAGCAGGGACAAGUGAAACUCACCAUGGCCCAACUCACCCAACUAACACAAGGCCAGGGUGGCAGUCAAGGACUAACUGUAGUAAUUCAGGGACAAGGUCAAACUACUGGUCAAUUACAAUUAAUCCCUCAGGGUGUGACUGUAAUACCAGGUCCAGGACAACAGCUAAUGCAAGCAGCAAUGCCAAAUGGUACAAUUCAGAGAUUCCUUUUCACCCCACUACCACCAGCAGCUACUACAGCUAGCACCACUACAACAACAGUUUCCACUUCAACCUCAGCGACAGGAGAGCAGAAGCAAGCUUUACAGGCGCAACCAGCUUCAGCACUGCCAGCAAUUCAGCCGCAACCUCAGAGUCAACAGUCUCAGUCCCAAGAGCAGAAUCCAAGUGUCCCACCUGUACCACCAGCCCAACCAGAGGCACCUCAGCCACCACCCCAGCCUGAAACUCAGACCCAGCCUGAAUCUCAGACUCCGACAACUGUCGACUCUCCAGCCACACCUGAGGCGCAGACACCCAAGUCUCCAGUGACAGUUCAGUCUCCGACACAGACCCAGGCUCAAGGGCAAUCUCCAGUGCAAGUCGUGAGUCAGCCACAGACUGUCACCCCUCCACCAGGCCAGUCCCAAGUCCAGCCUCAACAACCAGCUCAGGUGCAGACUACAACCCAACAACAAAUUCAGAUGCAGCCCCCUGCUCCCUUACAAAUUCAAGCUCAACUGCAGCAAUCACAACCUCAGGUUCAGACUUCAGUCUCAACCCUUCCAACUACUCAAAGUUUAAAUCAGGUUCCUGUGCAAUCCCCAACUCGUCCUCAGCUGCAACUUCAGCAGCCUCCAACAAAAGUUAUUACAGUGCCUCAGCUUCAGCAACAAGUCCAAGUUCUCUCUCAGCUUCAGUCACAUGUUGUGGCUCAGAUACAAGCCCAACAAGGCAGUGUGCCCCAGCAGAUCAAGCUUCAGUUACCUAUUCAGAUUCAACAAACUAGCCCAGUACAGGCUCACCAGAUUCAGAAUGUGGUAACAGUUCAAGCAGCUAGUGUUCAGGAGCAGCUGCAGAGAGUUCAGCAGCUCAGGGAGCAGCAACAGAAGAAAAAGCAGCAACAGAUAGAAAUUAAACGUGAGCACACCCUUCAGGCUUCUAAUCAAAGUGACAUUAUCCAGAAACAGGUGGUUAUGAAACAGAAUGCUGUGAUAGAACACUUGAAGCAGAAGAAGACACUGACUCCAGCUGAGAGGGAAGAAAAUCAGAGAAUGAUUGUUUGCAACCAAGUAAUGAAAUAUAUCCUGGAUAAGAUAGAUAAAGAAGAAAAACAGGCAGCUAAGAAACGUAAGCGAGAAGAGAGCGUGGAACAGAAGCGUAGCAAGCAGAAUGCGUCCAAGCUCUCGGCUCUGCUUUUCAAGCAUAAAGAACAGCUGAAAGCUGAAAUACUGAAAAAACGAGCACUUCUGGACAAAGAUCUACAAAUUGAAGUGCAGGAGGAGCUAAGGAAAGACUUGACUAAAAUUAAGAAAGAAAAGGAAAAAGCACAGGCAGCUGCUGCUGCUGCGGCAGCAGCUGCCGCCGCUGCAGCCGCUGCUGCAGCCACUGCGCCCCCUCCACCGCCACCGCCGCCACUGCCACCACCACCACAGCAGCACGCAGCCAAUGUCACAUCCUCCUCCACCACUGUCCCGAUGCCGGUAUCCUCCCAGAAGAGAAAACGAGAGGAGGAGAAAGACUCAUCAGCUUCCAAGUCCAAGAAAAAGAAAAUGAUUUCUACUACCUCAAAGGAAACAAAGAAGGACACAAAGCUUUACUGCAUCUGUAAAACGCCUUAUGAUGAAUCUAAGUUCUAUAUUGGCUGUGAUCUUUGUACUAACUGGUAUCAUGGAGAAUGUGUUGGCAUCACAGAAAAGGAGGCUAAGAAAAUGGAUGUGUACAUCUGUAAUGAUUGUAAACGGGCACAAGAGGGCAGCAGUGAGGAAUUGUACUGUAUCUGCAGAACACCUUAUGAUGAGUCGCAAUUUUACAUUGGCUGUGACCGAUGUCAGAACUGGUAUCAUGGGCGCUGUGUUGGCAUUUUACAAAGUGAGGCAGAUCUUAUUGAUGAAUAUGUGUGUCCACAAUGUCAAUCCACAGAAGAUGCCAUGACUGUGCUCAGUCCACUAACUGAUAAAGAUUAUGAAGGUUUAAGAAGAGUUCUACGUUCCUUACAGGCUCACAAGAUGGCAUGGCCAUUCUUGGAACCAGUAGAUCCGAACGAUGCACCAGAUUAUUAUGGUGUAAUUAAAGAACCAAUGGACCUUGCCACCAUGGAGGAAAGAAUACUGAAACGUUACUACAAAAAAGUCACGGAGUUUGUGGCAGAUAUGACCAAAAUUUUUGAUAACUGUCGCUACUACAAUCCAAGUGACUCUCCUUUCUACCAGUGCGCGGAAGUUCUUGAAUCAUUCUUUGUACAGAAACUUAAAGGAUUUAAGGCAAGCAGGUCCCAUAACAACAAACUGCAGUCUACAGCUUCUUAGAGUUCAGCGUGUUAACCUAACACACGAGCAAGGAUCUGGUUGUCUGAAAAUUUUUAAUUAAGAAGCCAGAUGUUUUUAGUCAGGUUAUCCUGACAAGACUUGAUGUAAACUGCGUUUUUAUUGGUCACAGCAGUCAAAUUAUAUUCUUGGCUUAUUUUGUCCAAAGGACAAAGAAAUAAAAAUCAGCAGCACCACUUUCUUGUCAAGAUCAAAUUGUUGUACUAUUGUGGCAGAAGCAGGAAAACUUUGUUUUUUUGAAGGAGAGAGAGCAAGAAAAAAGAUACAGUAAAUGGGGUCAAGUUUAACUCCAUGGAAAUGCCACGUCUGUUCUUCAGUGAAGAAGCUGGUUUAAAGUCCACACAGAAAACUUUGACUGUAUUUAUUUAUUGUUGCAAAAAAGACGCUUUUUUAUUGCUGCCCUCAUUUGUCAGCUAAUUAUUUUUUCUUAUAAAAUCCAGUCCCGGUUACAUGUAAUCCAUUCUGUAUCUUAACAUGAUUCCUGUAGGUAAAAGUACAAGAAGACCUCUAGAUGCCUUUUCUUUCUAUGAAAGGAGCUGCUAUGUACACAUGUGCACACACACAGAGAACUGGGAAUCAACAAUGAGUUUAUCAUUCAUGGUAGAUAAAAACAAUUAAGCUUGCAUAAAAGUUGGGCUAAGUGGUCAUGGACUACAGACUCUGUUGCCUUGAAUAUAACAGUACAAUUUGUCAUUUACUCUGCACCAGACUGAGAUGAGUAAAAUCUAUUUGAAGGUAUCUUGUUUGUAAACAUUUGUCAGAUUCUAAUUUUUUUUCU